This is a messenger RNA of Stomoxys calcitrans (stable fly), 2197 nucleotides long. It is a transcript of the gene RunxA, whose product is annotated as runt-related transcription factor 3. Gene Ontology annotation, molecular function: RNA polymerase II cis-regulatory region sequence-specific DNA binding; DNA-binding transcription factor activity, RNA polymerase II-specific; ATP binding. The coding region runs from base 208 to 2067 and encodes 619 amino acids. NCBI's taxonomy places the organism in Eukaryota, Metazoa, Arthropoda, Insecta, Diptera, Muscidae. The transcript is spliced from 5 exons. Gene Ontology annotation, biological process: regulation of DNA-templated transcription. Gene Ontology annotation, cellular component: nucleus. The record is from RefSeq and is a predicted model, not a curated record.
GUUGCGAUUACAUUAAACUUUUCAUAUCCGUGCGCGUUGUUCAAGAACUCUACAAAAAUUGUGCGCUUCAAACAAGUCGUUGCCGCUAAUUACGGCCACCCACCCAACAACCACCAACACCACCACCAUCAACAGCACAACUCGCAUUAUACAGCUGCAACAUCUGCCGCCAAUCCCAACCACAAAGUGAAUAACUUUGAGGCAAAAAUGCAUCUCACAACGACUACAAAUGGAGGAGGCACGGCCAAUAAUAAUAAUACGGCCGCCUCCAGCAACAACAACAACAACAAUUCCAACACCCAGAAUAACAACAACACAAGUUCGAGCAAUUCCAAUGGCAACAAUAACAACAACAGUUCAAAUGGCAACAACAACAACAAUUCGAGCGAACAAAAUACUCCGCCCACAGCAGCCCAACUGCUGAAUGAGGCCUAUACGAAAAUGACUUCGGACAUAUUGGCCGAACGCACACUCGGCGAUUUUCUCACCGAACAUCCGGGUGAGUUGAUCCGCACCAGCAGUCCGUUGUUCGUUUGCACCGUAUUGCCGCCGCAUUGGCGUUCGAAUAAAACAUUGCCGGUGGCCUUUAAGGUUGUGUCGCUGGGCGACAUCAUGGAUGGCACAAUGGUAACGGUGCGGGCGGGCAACGAUGAGAACUAUUGUGCCGAACUGAGAAAUUCGACGGCAGUGAUGAAGAAUCAAGUGGCGAAAUUCAAUGAUUUACGAUUUGUGGGGCGAAGUGGUAGAGGGAAAAGCUUUACACUAACCAUCACAGUUUCGACAAAUCCGCCACAUAUUGCCACAUACAACAAGGCCAUUAAGGUAACCGUCGAUGGACCUCGAGAGCCACGUUCAAAAACCAUGUUAUCUAUUUUAGGACAACAACAACAGUUCCAUUUUGCCUUUGGCCAAAGACCGUUCCAUUUUUCGACGGAUCCCUUAUCUGGUUUUCGCAUGCCGCCCAUUGGUAACUGUCAAAAUGUGUCACCAUUUGUUUUAGGUGCCAGCAAUACCCAUUGGGGCUAUGGAUCGGCUACAGCAUAUUCACCAUAUUUGGCCAGCAGUGGACUCUCCUCCUGCACUACACCAACAUCGGCGCAAUUCAAUAAUCCAGCAUUGGGAUUCUCAUGCUCAUCAAAUGAGCAGGGGAAUAAUCAAGAUUUUACCGGACAAGAUUUUACCGGAGCCUCGAACAGAGAUUGUGUGCCAAUGCUACCCGAUUCCACAGCUUCCGAUUUGGAUCAGCAUUUAAGCAGCCUUGUGGGUUCCACCACAGGUCAAAUGACCCAUCACAGUUUGCUGGGCUCGACGGGUCAAACAGCCAUCUCCUCCACAGUCAAUGGCGCCGCUGGGGCAGGAGCCAAUUCGAUUUUGGUACCACGUUAUCAUAACUCCAACAACGAUUACAAUGUACACUCCAGCCAAAAUGGACCACGCAGUCUGAGUGAUUCCUCGCAAGCCGAAUCACCUGUGCAGGAGGACCUACUCUCCACCAACACCCCCAAUUUGGGUGGGGCAAAUGGUAAUGCAGCCACCAAUGGGGGGGCCAAUAGUAAUUCAAAUGGCUCUGCCAAUAACUCGUUGGUAGGUUCUAAUCCAAAUUUUACAAAUCUAGUGAACCAAAGUCAAAAUCCGGCUGGCUAUGGAGCCACAGCCGGCUCUGGGGUAGGUGGAGGUCAUGGUGGGGCCACUGGAGCUGGUUGCAAUGGUUCCCUGUAUCCUGUAUUGCCGGCCAGUUUGUUGUAUUCGCAACUCUAUACCGCCGCCAAUCAAUCGCAUGGCUUUCAUUCACAUUCCCUACCCUCGCAUACUUCACCCAAUUCCACGGUGCAUGGGGAGUUGCAAAGUGUCAUGGAUCAUAUCAGCAAUGUGGGAGUGAGACAACAGCAUAACAUAAUGUCCGGAGGAGGAGUGACCCAUCCGGGUGAUUUGACCUUGAUAGGCAAUUGUGGGGCCUCAGUGCGCAAUAUCGAGGAUGGCAACACCAAUCGGCAAUUGACCGCUUUGGCUGCCCAUCGCGGUCAUCAUAAUCCUGCGGACAAUGGAAGUGUUUGGAGGCCAUAUUGAGGUCAGGUGCUAUGGUGCGGCUCGGCAGUCCUAUAGUGUUACGAGAAUCCCCAGGAUGAAGGUAGCGCAACAGCAGCUGUGGGCACUGAGAGCAAGCACUGGUGAGAGAUACAGAGAGAUGGAGAGAGAG